GGGUGGGUGGGGGAGAGUCAAGUAGUUCGCAUUCAGUGACCAACACACUGCUGCCCCGCUCUAUAAUUAAACGCCGAGGAGACAAGCGACCAACUUGGUGGGGAAAAGGGCGAGCUGGGGGAAUCCAGCGUCCUGCCCGAGUGACACGGAUAACAGUGAGGAGAGGAAGAGUGGAAUCUGCAAGGCGGCGAGAUGAACGCUGACAGCUAACUCCCGAAGCUGACAGGGGACUUCCAUGUGUGGGGAAGGAGAGCCGUGGUCAGACGCAACGCCAGACGCCGAGAGGCGAGCAGCGACCGGUAGGACCGCCUUCAUUCACCGGGGGGAAACAGAGACACUACUGCAAUGAGCAAACUAGGCUUCUGCAAGGCCACCGUGGGACUGUGGCUGUUCUGUUGUACGUUCCUGGGGAGCGCCGAGGGGAAUUUUGCGGAUCAGCAUGUCCACUCCAGCUUCAUUUACAGGCGUCUCCGGAACCACGAGAGGAGGGAGAUUCAGAGGGAGAUCCUGUCCAUCCUGGGGCUUCCUCACCGUCCCCGGCCCUUCUCGGUGGGGAAGCACGGCUCGUCGGCACCGCUCUUCAUGCUGGAUCUGUACAACGCCAUGUCCAGCGAGCAAGAGGCGGAGCGAGGAGCGGCCAGGGGUGCCGUGCCCUACCGCGCCGCUCUCCCCACACACAGCCCGUCGCUCGCCAGCCCGCACGACACCAACUUCCUCAACGACGCUGACAUGGUGAUGAGCUUCGUUAACCUAGUUGAAAGGGACAAGUAUUUUUCUCACCAACGAAGGCACUACAAGGAAUUCCGAUUUGAUCUCACACAGAUCCCUGAAGGAGAAGCAGUAACGGUAGCAGAAUUCCGCAUCUACAAAGACCGAAGCAACAGUAGAUAUGAAAAUGAUACCUUCAGGAUUACUAUAUACCAAGUUAUUAAAGAAUAUACUAAAAGGGAUGCCGACCUCUUCCUGUUGGACAGCAAGAAGAUUCGAGCAUCAGAGGGCGGAUGGCUUGUCUUCGACAUCACAGCUACCAGCAAUCACUGGGUACUGAACCCGCAACAUAACCUGGGCUUGCAACUAUGUGUGGAAAUAAUGGAUGGUCGGACCAUCAACAUUAGGUCAGCUGGCCUAAUAGGAAGACACGGACCACAGUCCAAACAGCCGUUCAUGGUGGCCUUUUUCAAAGCCAGUGAGGUACUGCUUCGUUCUGUCCGGGCUACCAACAGCAAGCGCAAAAACCAAAACCGAAACAAGUCCAGUGGCUCUCAAGAUUCCUCAAGGUUAUCCAGCCCUGGAGAUUACAACACCAGUGAGCAGAAGCAAGCCUGCAAGAAGCAUGAACUCUACGUCAGUUUCCGAGACCUGGGCUGGCAGGACUGGAUCAUAGCACCAGAAGGAUAUGCUGCGUUCUACUGUGACGGAGAGUGCUCCUUCCCACUCAAUGCUCACAUGAAUGCUACAAACCAUGCGAUUGUCCAAACACUGGUUCACUUGAUGUUCCCUGACAACGUCCCCAAACCUUGCUGUGCACCAACCAAACUAAAUGCAAUCUCUGUGCUGUACUUUGAUGACAGUUCAAAUGUCAUAUUAAAGAAAUAUAGAAACAUGGUGGUAAGAUCAUGCGGUUGCCACUAACAUAAAUUCAAGUGGAAUGAGGAUCCAAUUAAAAAUUCAAUCCUUAAAUCAUCCUUAAGAUUUGUUCAACUGACUCCAAAUUGGGUUUGAAGGUGCUUAACUGUACAGUAUUAUGUAUAUAGUACUCAUUGUGCUUAUAAUUUAUUUCUUUCAAUUUAACUACUUUACUACAGGAAAAUAAAACAGGUGUCCUCAGUCCCUUCUGGUAGUGCACAAGACAACUGUGGUCAACUAAAUAUUUAUUCAGUAGAGCUGAGAACUGGUACAAUUUUAGACAAAGCUUUUCAUUAUGAUACAAACAUUGCAAAGGUGGUAAAUGGUUUAUUAACUUAUCUGAUUUCCUGCUAUAUAUAUUUUUAUUAAACAGAGGGAUUUAAAAAUAUUUUUACAUCAUCUCUUUCUUAAUCUGUACUACAUAAAAUAUUAGAGGUUAAAAAGUUGUCUAAUAUUUGCCCUAUCCAUAAUAUUCUGUAUAUC
Messenger RNA from Pristis pectinata (smalltooth sawfish), 2109 nucleotides. RefSeq names its product bone morphogenetic protein 5 (gene bmp5). The record is from RefSeq and is a predicted model, not a curated record. The transcript has 7 exons. Gene Ontology annotation, cellular component: extracellular region. Gene Ontology annotation, molecular function: cytokine activity; growth factor activity. NCBI's taxonomy places the organism in Eukaryota, Metazoa, Chordata, Chondrichthyes, Rhinopristiformes, Pristidae. Bases 346 to 1632 code for a protein of 428 amino acids. Gene Ontology annotation, biological process: SMAD protein signal transduction.